CCGCCGCGGGGAGAGCGAGCUGGGAGCGGAGCGGCCGAGCCGGCCCCAGGGGUGACGGAGGCGGCCGGAACCGCUGAGAGCGGAGGGGCGUGCGCCGGGCCGGGCGGUGCCAUGCGGAGGCGCUGGUAGGGGAGCGCCGGGGGAGGGGGGCUUUGCGGGGCCGUUCGGAGGCAGCCAUGGCCUCGAAUUGCGCGGGGGGAUCGGCGGCGGGGAGCGGCGGAGCGGCUCUAGGCUCGGCACUCAGCGCCAGCAAAACCAAGACCAAGAAGAAACACUUCGUGUGCCAGAAGGUGAAGCUGUUCCGGGCUUCGGAGCCGCUGCUCAGCGUCCUCAUGUGGGGGGCCAACCAUACGAUCAACGAACUCAGCAACGUUCCUGUCCCUGUCAUGUUGAUGCCUGAUGAUUUUAAAGCCUACAGUAAGAUCAAGGUGGACAAUCAUCUGUUCAACAAGGAAAACUUGCCCAGUCGCUUUAAAUUUAAGGAGUAUUGUCCUCUGGUGUUCCGAAACCUCCGGGAAAGGUUUGGGAUUGAUGACCAGGAUUACCAGAACUCGGUGACACGAAGUGCCCCAGUGAACAGCGACAGCCAGGGCCGAUGUGGGGCCCGGUUCCUCACCACCUACGACAGGAGGUUUGUCAUUAAGGCCGUGUCGAGUGAGGAUGUAGCAGAGAUGCACAACAUCUUAAAGAAGUACCACCAGUUCAUAGUGGAGUGCCAUGGGAACACCCUUCUGCCCCAGUUCCUCGGCAUGUACCGGCUCACCGUGGAUGGAGUGGAAACCUACAUGGUGGUUACCAGAAACGUGUUCAGCCACAGGCUGACAGUGCACCGAAAAUACGACCUGAAGGGCUCAACAGUGUCCAGGGAAGCAAGCGAUAAGGAGAAGGCCAAGGAUUUGCCGACAUUCAAGGACAACGACUUCUUAAAUGAGGGACAGAAGCUGCAUGUUGGGGAAGAGAGCAAAAAGAACUUCCUGGAGAAGCUGAAGCGGGACGUGGAGUUCUUAGCUCAGCUGAAGAUCAUGGACUACAGCCUGCUGGUUGGGAUCCACGAUGUUGACCGAGCAGAGCAGGAAGAGAUGGAAGUGGAGGAUCGGGCAGAGGAUGAGGAGUGUGAGAAUGAUGGCCUCGGAGGGAACCCCAUCUCCUCGUAUGGAACCCCCCCAGACAGCCCUGGCAAUCUCCUCAAUUACCCUCGCUUCUUUGGGCCUGGAGAGUUUGAUCCCUCUGUUGAUGUCUAUGCCAUGAAAAGCCACGACAGUGCCCCCAAGAAGGAAGUGUACUUCAUGGCCAUUAUAGACAUCCUUACACCGUAUGAUGCAAAGAAGAAAGCUGCACACGCUGCCAAAACAGUGAAACAUGGGGCUGGGGCAGAGAUCUCCACCGUGAACCCGGAGCAAUACUCCAAACGCUUCAAUGAGUUCAUGUCCAAUAUCCUGACAUAGUCAUCUUCAGCCUUCAGAGGAACGCGAGGAGAAGAGGGGCUGCUUCCCAGAGGAGAACGCAGCCUGUGACACUAAAACAGACUCUGUAGCAGCAUGUGGGGUGUGUGAGUGAGUGAGUGAGUGAGUGGCACUGCGUGACUUCAGAGACAACGUAUUUUCAGUGCACCCCUCCGACAGCCCACAUCGGCCAGGUGGGAGAAAAGGGGGGAAGAAGGGGGGGGGGGGGGUUUGUUACAGAAGUGCCCAGACAUCAAUUUGAGGGCUUUUUAAAACAAGAAAAGUGCAUUGUUGCCAGCACUGCUCUUCCUGACGGUGUUUCCUCCUCUCUGACCAAGGGACUCCCAGGGAUGUGACAUGAGGCGCUGCGCCUGGGGGUCACUCGAGCUCAGCUUUACUUCAGAGUAAAGCAGUGCCUGAUGCCACAAACUCCUUUUUUUUUUUUUUAAUUAAUUAAUUACCAUCGAAUUGUCUUUGCAAGAAUGACCUCCAAGCCCUUUUACUUCCCUCGCUCUAAGAAUUGGAAGGAAAAUCGCUCGCCGUCUGGAGGAUGGAAAAUAUGACACUGAUAAGGAGGAGUCGCUGAACUUUAGGUGAAUUCAGACUGGGACACUUUAUAUCUUUUGGUUAAUUUAAGUAACAAAAAUAUGUUGGUUGUUGUUUUUUGUGUUUUUUUUUUUUCUUUUGUAUCUGCACUCGAUUUACAAGAAAGAUGAGGGAAAUGAACAUCUACCAAAGAUGAUCACUAAGAGAGGGCUUUGCUCCCGGAGCCUAAAAAAGCAAUGUGAGAAGCAUUAAGAGACACUGAACACCAUCGGAUGGCGAUGUGCUCAGACCCAGAGUGCUGCACCAUCGGCCAGCUGUGAAGAUGAUGUGAAAGGACAAAAAAGCAAAGCUGUGUCCCUGUAGGUGUGGGACAACACCUGACUGCCUGGAACCUUUCCCCACGCGCCGCAGUUGGGAGUUGCUGUGUCUCUUUGGUUCGUAGCUUCGUGUCUGCAGUUCAGUGUUCAUCCAGCUAACGUUGUGUCUUCCUCAUUCGCUCGGUCUGCAGCAGGCAUGCUUGGAUUUGCUUCCUGAUGGAGGGUUGUGGGUUUGUUUUUUGCCAUGGUGAUGUGAUUGUGCCCGGAGCUGUGGCUGUGUGCUCCUCUCUGAGCAGUAUGGAAGGAUGGGAAUACAUCCCCCACUCCCCCCCUUUUCCCCCCCUAAACUCCAGCCAGGCUUUGAGGCUUCUGUGGGCUCCAUUCUCAGCACUGCACGACGCUGAUGGACCUUUGGGUUCCUUCCUUCGUUUUCUUUCUCAGCAGGAUUCGGCGUCUUGAACAAAACUCGCCGUCGCGACGCGUUGCUUAUCUGCCUUGAACUGUUUUCACAAAUGCCUUUGUUUUGGGAUGAAGCUCUUUGGGCUGCCUGCCCCGUGCUGUAACACCCUGCAGGGCUCACUCCUUUUGGGGGAUCUCUGGUGCUCAUUGCAUCCCAGCUGUGUCCCCGUGGGCUCCUGGCUCUGGUAUGGGAUGCGGGAUCCGGGCAGUUCUUGUGAUGCAGUCUGAGUGCCACCACUCUCAGCUUGGAAGGGGACACAAGGGCCUCGAGCUUCAGCCCAUAGAGGCACGCUGUAAAUAGGGCACUCACAGAGUCAGAAAUGACCAUCGGGGGGUCACAGAGGGACGCAGACCUUUGUGGCCAUUUGUGGGGCAGCCUCAGAACGAGAGAGAACGCUUUCAAAAGGGAGGAUGGGGGGCCGUGCUGUGGGCGUUCUGUUGGUUGCUGAGCUCUUUGCAAGCAAGAAAAUAAGCACUUAACGUUUACUAUCCCUUAAGAAUUUGACACCCAUUGCUUUUUAUUCUGGAUGGUUUGAAGAAUCUGCAUUGGAGCCGCAGCUUUGGCCCAGGGAGCUCUGCUGGGCCGCGAGCCGCCUCCUUUUAAACCGAUCAUCUUUAAAUCGUGUAUUUAUAAAAUAAUAAUAAUAAUAAUAAUAUAAAAGGAGAGGAGAGGGUUGGGGGGAUGGGGGGA
Messenger RNA from Lagopus muta (rock ptarmigan), 3455 nucleotides. It is a transcript of the gene PIP4K2B, whose product is annotated as phosphatidylinositol-5-phosphate 4-kinase type 2 beta. The record is from RefSeq and is a predicted model, not a curated record. Gene Ontology annotation, molecular function: phosphatidylinositol kinase activity. Gene Ontology annotation, biological process: phosphatidylinositol metabolic process. NCBI's taxonomy places the organism in Eukaryota, Metazoa, Chordata, Aves, Galliformes, Phasianidae. The coding region runs from base 177 to 1445 and encodes 422 amino acids. The transcript has 10 exons.